This is a messenger RNA of Tribolium castaneum (red flour beetle), 818 nucleotides long. RefSeq lists its product as hypothetical. The record is from RefSeq and is a predicted model, not a curated record. NCBI's taxonomy places the organism in Eukaryota, Metazoa, Arthropoda, Insecta, Coleoptera, Tenebrionidae. The transcript is spliced from 4 exons. The coding region runs from base 175 to 672 and encodes 165 amino acids.
GUUUUAAGUCGCUUCAGCGUGCCAUCAUCACCAAUUCAUUUCCAACAAUAAACCAUAACAAACCCAAUUAUCUGAUACAAAAAUAAUCAGUUGUUAUCUAAAUCAUGUGAGAAAGCACAUUGUGUGGUGUCUGGACUGGACGACAAUCGAUUUCUUCGACUUUUUGUGGUCAAAAUGGGUAAAAGUGAAGUGAUUUGGGUUUUGUGCUGGGCGCUGGUACUCGCUGGGACAGUACCAACUCCAACCGUCCCGCUUGAAUUCCCCCAACUUGACCAAAACUACACUUUUAUUGACAAUUCAAGCAUUCGGGAAAAUUUGACUAAACAUGACACCGAAAUUAGCGAUUUAUUGUUGGCACCAGAUGAGCCACUAACAACAAACAGCCUCCCUGAAUUAGCCCCAGUGACAGGGGGCACAAACGCCUACGAAUGGAUCGAAAAUGGGGACGAUACUGAAGAUGACAAGUUCGAAACUAGGGAAGUUGGGGUUCCCCUAAUGGACGGAACGGUCGCUGCCAUUUUGGUUGGCGUGUUUUUGGUUCUGAGUGUUGUAGGUUAUGUCAGUUUGUUACUCUGGAGGCGCUCGUUAGAGUUUAAGUACGGAAGUCGGGAAAUUUUGGUAGAUAAGGACGAAGGGCUUGAUCCAGACGACUUGAAAAACUUUUCUAUUUGAGGUCGAGUCAAUCUUGGAUUAAAUAGCACAAUGAAUAGUUAUAUUUAAAAAUUUACCUUAGAUAACUGUGAUAUGUAUUUUGUAUCUCGAGUGAUUGUUUAAUCACACUUGCCUUGGACGGUGAAUUAUAUAAUUACGUGUAAAAA